This is a messenger RNA of Formica exsecta, 1783 nucleotides long. It is a transcript of the gene Brf, whose product is annotated as transcription factor IIIB 90 kDa subunit. Gene Ontology annotation, molecular function: RNA polymerase III general transcription initiation factor activity; TBP-class protein binding; RNA polymerase III type 3 promoter sequence-specific DNA binding. The transcript has 11 exons. Gene Ontology annotation, cellular component: nucleus; transcription preinitiation complex; transcription factor TFIIIB complex. The record is from RefSeq and is a predicted model, not a curated record. NCBI's taxonomy places the organism in Eukaryota, Metazoa, Arthropoda, Insecta, Hymenoptera, Formicidae. Gene Ontology annotation, biological process: DNA-templated transcription initiation; transcription by RNA polymerase III; transcription preinitiation complex assembly. Bases 221 to 1531 code for a protein of 436 amino acids.
GCGCGCGGCCCACCGACGUGCACCCGGCUAAGGGUCGGCGCUGAUUGGCAAGACUUUACUCAAUAAUAACUUUUUUAUUAAGUGUUAUAAAAAAAAUGAUUCUGGACUUUUCGACUCAAUUUUUGAUCCUUGUUUAUACAUCGAGAAGUUUGCGCAGAAACUUGAAUUCGGCGAUAAAACUGAUGCCGUAGGUAGAACAGCCACCAGAAUACUUCAGAGAAUGAACAAGGACAGUAUUCAUAUUGGUCGUAGACCAUCCGGUCUAUGUGGUGCAGCUUUACUGAUUGCUUCCCGGUUGCAUGAAUUUAACAGAUCACCUACCGACAUUAUAAAAAUUGUUAAGGUACAUGAAUCUACCCUACGUAAGAGGUUAAUGGAGUUUGGCGACACACCAUCUAGUGCUUUGACUUUAGAUGAAUUUGAAACAGUGGAUUUAGAAGAGGAAGAUCCUCCAGCAUUUAAAGCAGCACGUAAGAAGGAUAGAGAACGUUUACAAAGGUUAGAAAACAUAGACGUGGAAAUAAGCGAACUGCAAGCAGAAAUUGAUAAACAAUUGGAAGAUUAUAGAAUAGGGAAAGCAAGGAAACGGAAGAAUGUAUCUUCUAUAGAGAACGAAGAUGCAGAUAGAUUUAUUCAGGAGAGUAAUUUGAACAUAAUCCAACAAUAUGUUGAGAAUCAUAUCGAUGAUCCUGAUGAAAACUUUCGAGAUGAUGUAAUAGAUGAGAGUAAUAGUAAUAGUUUACUUAUUAAAAAGUUAGGUCCGGAUAUAGCGUCGAUGAUAUUAACGAACAAUCGUCCAAAUGAACCAAAAGAAAAAGAUAAUAAUUUAGAAAAUUCUUCUGAAGAAAUUUAUACGAAUGACAUUGAUGACGAGGAAUUAGAUAGUUACAUUCUCUCGGAAAAAGAAUCGCAAUCUAAAUCUGCUCUUUGGAACAAAGUAAAUGCUGAUUAUCUUGUUCAGCAAAAGGAAAAAGAAGAAAAGCGUUUAAAGGAGAAGGAAGAAGGUAAAAAUGAAAAGAAAAGAAGAAAGACAGUUUCCAGGAAAAACAAAACGCCUGCAAAUACUGCUGGCGAAGCAAUUGAAAAAAUGCUGCAAGAAAAAAAAAUAUCCUCCAAGAUAAAUUAUGAAGUGUUAAAAAGUAUAAAUAAUCAACAACAAAGCAAUCAAGAGUUACUUGCAACAAACAUGUCAGAAUUAGACGAUGCAACUGUCAAUAACCCAGUAACAAGCAAUUCUACACUGAAGACUGCAGAGGUUCCACUAUCGAAAAAAUAUCGCUCUAUUAAACCCAAUACUGAGCAAUUAAAGAGAGCAUAUAAAACAACAAAAAAAGAGGAUGAAGAAUCUAUGAAAAAAGAAAUUAAUUCGGAAGAUGUAAUUACAGCAGAUAUGUCCGAAAAUGUUUAUGAUAAUGAUGAUUAUUUUGAUGAAGAAGAACCUGACCCCACGGAAAUAUCACUUGGACAAAUACUUGAAUCUCAUGCGACAUCUGAAGAUGAAUUUUGUGAUCAUAGCUAUGAGUAUGAAUAGAAAUCUAAAUAUUUGUAUACUAUAUAUCUUAAAUUUACUUAUUUAACUAGUCAAAAAAUACCCUUUUCUUAAUAUCCUAUUAAUACUUUUUUCUGUGCUGCUUUCCCACUAUAUUACAUUAACCACUUGACUAUCCAAGACAUCUUGGAUAAAAUAAAUGUAUCAUUAUAUGUAUAAUCAAAACGACAUCUUUAUUUCAUGCAUGUACUAUUAGAAUAAAAUGCAUGUACUAUAAAAAUUAAAGAAAAGUGU